This is a messenger RNA of Entrophospora sp. SA101, 1182 nucleotides long. The record is from the annotation of a GenBank genome assembly. NCBI's taxonomy places the organism in Eukaryota, Fungi, Glomeromycota, Glomeromycetes, Entrophosporales, Entrophosporaceae.
AUGUCCACAAUAUCCGAAAGACUCACUUCAAUUUCUACUAUUCCUUCCCAAAAAGAUAAAACAGCAGAAUAUCGAUCUUUACUUGAUUCUAUUCUUUCUUCAGCUGAUGAUGACAAAGAUUUUAAAACUAAUCUAGAAACUUUUGUUGAUCACAUAGUACAUGAACAAGUCGGACAUGUUAUUUCUCGUCAAGUACUAAGUGACUUCACACUAGGUGUAGACAAAAUCGCUGAUCGUGAGCUUAAAAAACAGAUUUUGCACUUUGUUUUAAACAAAGUUCAACCAAGACUUGUUAGUUUUGAAGAACAAAUUUCAAUUCUUCGUGAAAAACUAGCUGGAAUAUAUGAAACAGAAGAAGACUGGAUUGAAUCAGCAAAAGUAUUACAAGGCAUUCCAUUAGACUCGGGCCAUAGAGCCGUUUCAGAUGAAUACAAAUUAAAAAUCUAUAUUAAAAUUAUCCAACUACUUUUGGAAGAAGAUGAAGCUGUGCCAGCAGAAACAUAUCUUAGUCGAGCUGCUUUAUUGAUUCCUGGAUGUAAGGAUCAAGUAAAAAAUUUAACAUUUAAAUUAUCACAAGCUAAAAUCCUUGAUUUCAAAAGGAAGUUUCUUGAAGCUAGUUCCAAAUAUCAUGAAUUAAGUUAUGUUUCAGAGUUAGCACCUGAUGACCGUACAAAUUGUUUAAACGCUGCUAUCACCUGCGCAGUCCUUGCAGGUGCAGGCCCUCAACGUUCACGUAUGUUAGCCACUUUGUACAAAGAUGAAAGAGUACAACGUUUACCACAUUUUCCAAUUCUUGAAAAAAUGUAUCUUGAUCGUGUUUUAAGACCAAAUGAAGUUAAAGGAUUUGCAGAGAUGCUUAAAGAACACCAACGUGCUAGACUUGCUGAUGGUACUACUGUUUUAGAUCGUGCUGUAAUUGAACACAAUCUUUUAUCUGCAUCAAUGAUUUACAAUAAUAUUACAUUUGAAGAACUUGGUUCGUUACUGGCUAUUUCACCUGAUCAAGCUGAACAAAUUGCCAGUUCUAUGAUUGAACAAGGCAGAAUGCAAGGCACAAUUGAUCAAAUAGAACAUUUGAUAUUUUUUGAAAGUAAUUCUUCAACUAGUCUUGGUAAAUCUGUAGGCAGUGCACAUGCUUCAAAAUGGGACAUGGCAAUACAAAAUGUAUUGAAUAAUGACUAA